AUGGUGAAUCCAGAUCACAAAUUUCACUUAGCAGAUUUGAUACUCUUCGGAUUGACCAUAGUCAUUUCGAUUGGCAUCGGUAUUUACCAUGCCUUCAGUGGUGGUCGUCAGCGAACCACCUCGGAAUACCUGGUUGGUGGUCGGAAGAUGAGCUUCAUACCAGUAGCUAUAUCAUUAAUGGUGUCAUUUGAAUCGUCCAUAAUGAUGCUGGGUGUUCCUGCUGAAGUUUAUGUCUUCGGUAUUCAAUGGUGGAUUGCCUGUCUUGGAUUUUUUACCGCCAAUAUUUGUGGAAUUUUUCUGGUGGUUCCUAUUCUCCAUCCCCUUGGUUUAACUAGUGUAUAUGAGUAUCUAGAAAUAAGAUUCAAGUCCAAGGCACCAAGAAUAAUGGGAACUAUACUAGGGAUUUUAUCCACAUUAUGGUACAUGGGGGUAGUUUUAUUUGGUCCUGGAAUUGCACUAGAAGCUGUAACUGGCUUUCCGAAAUGGGCGUCUAUAUGUUUAAUUGCAUUAGCUGCUGCCAUAUAUACAUCAAUUGGUGGUCUGAAAGCUGUAAUAUGGACGGAUGUAUUUCAAGCUGUAGUCAUGUUUUGUGGUUGUUUUGCUUUACUGAUAAAGGCAACAAUUUAUGCUGGUGGACCGACAGCUGUAUGGGAGAAAGGAGAAGCUGGUGGAAGGUUUAAUUUUUUCGUGUUUGAUACAGAUUUUACAGUACGUCAUACAUUUUGGGGACUAUAUUUUGGGUCUCUAUUACGUGGAAUGGGAAUGGUAUUUAACCAAUCAACUUGUCAAAGAAUCACGUCAACCCCAACGUUGAGGGCCGCUUACAGAGUUUUGUUCAUUACGUCACCACUACACAUUGUGGCCUUAUCCCUAGCAGCUUAUGAAGGUAUUGUAGCAUUCGCUUAUUAUACCACAGUUAGAUGUGACCCCCUAGAAUCUGGACAGAUCACAAAUCCUAAUCAGAUCAUUCCUUAUAUGGUUAUGGAUAUAUUCAGGUCAUUGCCAGGAAUGCCUGGAUUAUUUUUAGCAUCUCUGUUCAGUGCUUCUUUAAGUACACUAUCAACUGGUUUAAGUGGACUAUCAGCUAUUUUUCUACAAGAUAUUGUCAAAGAAAAGUUUAAAACUUUAUCCGAAUUUAGAAGUACUCUUGUAGCCAAAAUAUCAGUCAUAAUAUCUGCCGUCUUAGCAUCUGGAAUAGCUAUAGUUAUUGGUGAAAUAGGUGGAACUAUGAUACAGAUAUCUGGUUCAGUAAUUUCUGCAUUUUCUGGUCCUUUAACAGGAUUAUUUUUACUGGGUGUUCUUUGUCCUUGGGCAAACUCAAAGGGCGCUGUAGCCGGGUCGAUGAUUAGCAUGGUAUUUUGCUCAUGGCUUGGAAUGGGAUCGAGUUUUUCCAGAACUUUACGGAAAACUCCAUGGUUGCCGCUAGCACCGAUUGACCACUGCCCAGUAGAUAAUUCAACGUUUAUAGAGUAUAAUAUGACUUCACCAUAUAUGUAUAAUCCCACGGUGAACGUAACGGAGGUAUAUGCCACAGAAUUACCCGAACCACAAGGUUUAGAUAGAAUGUAUGCUAUAUCUUAUACAUGGUUUGGUGCUAUAGGUGUUAUAUUAGCUUUUGUAGCUGGUGCUAUUAUUAGCUUGUUGACUGGCUCUAUGGAUAAAGAAGACAUAGAUCCAAGAUUAAUGGUGCCAAUAUUGAUUAAAUUAGGUUCCUGUCUACCAAAAUCUGUAAAGAGAUUCUUAAGAUUUGACUUAGACCUGACAAAGAAGCGAGAAAAGAAAAUAAUGUACACGAGGGAAGCUGAAGUUAUCGUCAAUGAAAAACCGCCCAAGAUAAUCAUGCCUGAAGAAAUGACUUUGCUGAACCAAAACAAAACCAAAAGCUGA
Molecule: messenger RNA, 1887 nt
Organism: Lottia gigantea (owl limpet)
Lineage: Eukaryota; Metazoa; Mollusca; Gastropoda; Lottiidae
Exons: 16
Coding region: 1-1887 (628 amino acids)
Biological process (GO): sodium ion transport; transmembrane transport
Cellular component (GO): membrane
Molecular function (GO): symporter activity
Source: RefSeq, a predicted model, not a curated record